Messenger RNA from Periophthalmus magnuspinnatus, 3521 nucleotides. It is a transcript of the gene pde4ca, whose product is annotated as phosphodiesterase 4C, cAMP-specific a. The transcript is spliced from 16 exons. NCBI's taxonomy places the organism in Eukaryota, Metazoa, Chordata, Actinopteri, Gobiiformes, Gobiidae. The record is from RefSeq and is a predicted model, not a curated record. Gene Ontology annotation, biological process: signal transduction. Bases 148 to 2436 code for a protein of 762 amino acids. Gene Ontology annotation, cellular component: nucleus; cytosol; perinuclear region of cytoplasm. Gene Ontology annotation, molecular function: 3',5'-cyclic-AMP phosphodiesterase activity.
UAAUGAGAUGAGCAGAGAAUGGUGACUAAUGAGAGGCGUGGAAAGUCUCAGCAUGUCAGCGCUCAUAUCUGAUCUCAAACCCGGUUCCUGUGUCCUGCACUGUGGCAUUUCCUCUGUUGUCUUGUUGACACAACCACAGCUUAAAAUAUGAGGAGAAGCAACUCUAAAAUUUUCACUCAGGCAGAGAGGCAGUGGGCAGAGGAGGCCUUGUACCUGGAGCACCAUCAUCGGGUGAAGAGGCUGGUGUCAGGGCGCCCCCAGUUGCCCCAGCUCUCCUGCAGAUCGCUCCCUCAGAGCCCAGACGAGCUCACACCCAGAGACAGGCCACCAGACCUGGGCACAGCUCUGGAGCGUGAGAGUCCCUGUGAUGGACCCCCAGAGCACACCCUGUUCACGGAGUCUCCCCGCAAACUCAAACACUCCCGGAGUCUGGGCACCCUCACCAGCUGUAUCUCCCGGAUCUUUUUCGAUGUGGAGAAUGGUCUCUCGGUGGGACGCAGCCCCCUGGACGCUCAGGCUUCCCCCGGUUCAGGUCUGGUCAUCCAGGCCAACUUCCCCCACAGCCAGCGCCGCGAGUCAUUCCUGUACCGCUCCGACUCCGACUUUGACCUGUCCCCCAAGGUCCCGUCCAGGAACUCAUCUGGGGCCAGCGACCUACAUACAGAGGACAUGAUUGUAACACCAUUUGCACAGAUCUUGGCCAGUCUGCGGACAGUCCGGAGUAACUUUGCCGUCAUCACUGGACAGCAGGAACGCACAGCCAGCAAGACAAGAUCCUCCGGGAGCAACCCUCCGUCCAUGUGCAAAACCAGCCUCGCAGAGGAGCCUCACCAACAGCUGGCCAUAGAGACACUGGACGAGCUCGACUGGUGCCUGGAGCAGUUGGAGACGCUGAAGACACGACACUCCGUCAGUGAGAUGGCCUCCACAAAGUUCAAGAGGAUGCUGAAUCGAGAACUCACUCAGCUGUCAGAGACCAGCCGCUCCGGAAACCAGGUGUCCGAGUUCAUUUCCAGCACAUUCCUCGAAAAGCAACAUGACAUGGAUAUCAUGUCCCCUCCGGCCAAAGACAAGGACAAGAAGAAGAGGCCCAUGUCGCAGAUCAGUGGAGUGAAAAAGACCACACAAAGCCCCAACAUUGCUGCCUCCACCAUCCCACGCUUUGGGGUCGCACCCUGCCAUGAGGGCCAGCUGGCUAAGGAGCUGGAGGACAUUAACAGAUGGGGCAUAGACAUCUUUAAAGUAUCUGAGUACUCGGGAUCCCGCCCUCUUACGGUUACUAUGUACACUAUCUUCCAGGAGCGCGACCUGCUCAAAUCCUUUAAGAUCCCAGCAGACACCUUCAUCACCUUCAUGAUGACGUUAGAGGAGCACUAUCACGCAGAUGUGGCCUACCACAACAACAUCCAUGCAGCAGAUGUGGUGCAGUCGACACACGUGCUGCUGUCCACGCCCGCGCUCGAGGCUGUGUUCACUGACCUGGAGAUCCUGGCGGCGCUGUUUGCCAGUGCCAUUCACGACGUGGAUCAUCCUGGAGUCUCCAAUCAGUUCCUCAUCAACACCAACUCUGAGCUGGCUCUGAUGUACAAUGACUCGUCGGUGCUGGAGAAUCAUCACUUGGCUGUGGGCUUCAAACUCCUUCAGGAGGACAACUGUGACAUCUUCCAGAACCUCAGCAAAAAGCAAAGGCAGUCGCUGCGCAAAAUGGUUAUAGACAUGGUGCUGGCCACAGACAUGUCCAAACACAUGAACCUUCUGGCUGACCUCAAAACCAUGGUAGAGACCAAGAAAGUGACCAGUCUGGGAGUUUUACUGCUGGACAACUACUCCGACCGCAUACAGGUGCUGCAGAACAUGGUGCACUGUGCUGACCUCAGUAACCCCACCAAACCCCUGGAGCUGUACAGACAGUGGACCGACCGCAUCAUGGUAGAAUUCUUCACUCAGGGCGACCGCGAGAGGGACAAGGGCAUGGAGGUCAGCCCCAUGUGUGACAAGCACAACGCCUCCAUCGAAAAGAACCAGGUGGGCUUCAUCGACUACAUCGUGCACCCGCUGUGGGAGACGUGGGCCGACCUCGUGCAUCCCGACGCCCAGGAGAUCCUUGACACGCUGGAAGACAACAGGGAAUGGUACCAGAGCAUGAUCCCACACAGCCCCUCACCCCAUCCCGACUGUCCAGAAGGGGGCGCCGCUUCCGUAUCCACUUCCUCUGUGCCAAGCUCCUCUGCUCCCAACAUUUCUGCAGAUAAAUUCCAGUUCGAACUCACCCUGGAAGAGGAGGGGGAAUCGGACAGCGAAAGCCCGACGGAGGAGCAGGAAAUUGGGGAUGGGUCGCGGACAGGGACCCUCAAAAGAUCCGGGGAUGGGAGGACGUUUUCUUUAGACCAGACAGAGAAAGAAACCGUUUCGGGUUUGUUUAAAAUCGGAACAUAGCACCAGUUUUUUGGCGUUGAUUUUAGUUCCAUUUUUGAACUGUUUUGGAUAAGGAGGAAUUCUGGAGGCUGUUGCACUGGAGAGAGACUGAUCCGGAGUUCCCGCCAAACUGCGUUGCCCAUUUUAGACUUUUUUGUGGAGGAGUUUUACAAUCCAAUAUGGCCGUCUUCCUGUUCCAGAAAGUCAGUGACACUUGGAAACUUCCGGGACGUUUUAGUCUUUUAAAUUUUUUGUUUAUUUAAGACCACUGAAGGAGAAGGUGGAGCUAUGCAGGAGUUGUUUAUGUAGCAAAUGUAUUAUUACCGAUAUCCUUUAACUUAACACAAUGAACUGACAGGUGGUACACAAUUUUACUAAGGAUUUUUGCUCAUUUUUAAAUGAAAAUUUCUCAAUGGCUUUGGUUCAAAUUCCACAUUUAUUACAUCUUAAAUUGGUUUCGAAACUGCCACAUAAUGUUUUAAAGGGCCUACUUUGCACUAUUUUUUUUAAAUCUCUGUUUUAAUGUUGUUUCAUCAUCAAAAACAUACCUGGAGUUGUGGUUUUUUUUAUUCAUUCACACAUGUUAAACACAAAAAUCCUACAUAUUUAGGCUGAGUUCUUCUCUGAAACUGAAAACGCUUGUGAUGUCAUUAAGUGGUCUGGAAGUGCUCCAUUGUGUUUUUAAAAUCCACACACCUUCACUAGAAUGAUUUUGUUCAUUUCAGCACUGGAUUUGCAUAACUUUGAAACAGCUAUUGUUUUAGCCUCAUUGAAACUGCUUCACUCCCGGGUGCACCAGCAGAUUUUUAUAGACAAUCUCAACUGUACAAAAGUAAAACAAAAUUUCCAAAAUAAAAGCAACAAUUUAAGGUUAUUCUAGAGUAAAGCAGUUCAAAGGAGACUAAAAAUACCUGUUAACUUUGAAAUGGACACUGAAUGACAUCACAAUGUAGAACAGAGCAUUUUGAGCUUUGGGGAUGCAGACAGUCUAAUAAACCAGGAUAACUCAAAACAUGUGUGAAAAAUAACACAACUCUGGGUAUGUUUUUGAUGAGGUAACAGCAUUAUAACAUGGUUUAAAGCUAAUGUGUCCGUUUUGUGUAAUA